Messenger RNA from Psilocybe cubensis, 1479 nucleotides. RefSeq lists its product as uncharacterized. The coding region runs from base 1 to 1479 and encodes 492 amino acids. Gene Ontology annotation, cellular component: cytosol. Lineage: Eukaryota; Fungi; Basidiomycota; Agaricomycetes; Agaricales; Agrocybaceae. Gene Ontology annotation, molecular function: peroxidase activity; heme binding. The record is from RefSeq and is a predicted model, not a curated record. The transcript is spliced from 8 exons.
AUGGCUACGCAACAACCAGUCUCAGCCCAACCACCUGCACUAAAGCUCGACAAUAUCCAAGGGGAUAUCCUGAGUGGAUUGCCCAAGAAGACAGAAACCAUGUACUUCUUCCAAAUCAAGGACGCCCUCAAAUUCCGUCGAGAUCUUGUAUCAUUCGUGCCGCUGGUCAAGAGUGUCGCCCAGGUACUCAAAGAUCGCAAGGAAAUCGACGAGCACAAGAAGGGACAUGGCCAGGGAUAUGGUCAUGGUCACAGUGUCAGACCUCACCUCAUCCCUAUGGUUGGCGUCAAUAUAUCUUUCUCUCACAUUGGUUUUAAGACGCUCGACAUCGACGAUAAAAAACUGCACGAUACAGCGUUUCUCCGUGGUCAACGACUAGAUGCUGGACGAAGCCUUGGUGACAAGGGUACUGGAACUGGGGACAGUUUCGUCCCUGACUGGGACGAGCCUUUCAAGCAAGAUAUCCAUGGUGUCAUCAUAGUGACAGGUGAUAGCCAUGCCACUGUAAACAAGACUCUUCACGACAUCGAGAAUAUAUUCGGCGUUGGAAGCAACAACGCUUCCAUUGUUGAAGUGACCUCUGUUCGUGGUGAUGCUCGACCAGGAAACCUAUCCGCCCAUGAACAUUUCGGAUACCUUGAUGGAGUGUCCAAUCCAGCGCUCAUUGGGUUCGACACAAACCCUCCUCCAGGACCUGCUCCCAUCCGUCCUGGCGUUAUUGUCCUUGGCCACGACGGGGACCCCAACGUAACGGACCGUGAUGGUUGGAUGGUAGACGGCAGCUUCCUCGUCUUCCGUUACCUCUUCCAGAAAGUACCAGAGUUUGACGACUUUGUAGAACGAAACAAGCUUAAAGUCCCGGGCCUUACCGAGAAAGAGAAUGCCGACCUCUUAGGCGCUCGCUUAGUUGGACGCUGGAAGAGCGGUGCACCACUAGACCUAGCACCCUUCAAGGAUGACCCAGAACUUGGCGCCGACCCCCAGCGAAACAAUAACUUCCAAUUCUCGGCAGAACUUAACUUCCAGAAACUUUGCCCAUUCGCAGCACACGUCCGCAAGACCCUUCCGCGGGCUGACCUGGAGAGUCUAGGAUUUUCUACCGAGAGGAACCGCAUCAUGCGCCGCGGAAUUCAAUUUGGGCCUGAGGUUACCAAGAAGGAGAGGGCGGACAAGAAGACGUACCACGGUCGCGGACUCGUAUUCGCUUGCUACCAGAGUAGCAUCACGAAUGGCUUCCAGUUCAUCCAGCAAAGUUGGGUCAACAAUCCAACGUUCCCCUUCGGAGAGACCACUCCAGAGGUUCCUGGUGUCGAUCCGCUCCUUGGGAGUGGUCCUAAUCGCAAGCUUUCUGGUGUUGACCCAAAUAAUCCUUCAUUUGAGCUCGUACUCGACGAUGAAUGGGUUAUUCCUCGUGGGGGAGAAUACUUCUUUACCCCAUCCAUCAAAGGGCUGAGUGACGCCAUUGCGUUGGCCGCCUAA